AUGGUAGCCACGGGCACUGAGUGUGGCGGCCUGCAUGGUGAAGGUAUCUGGUGCCAGUGGCUGGCAGAGGUCCAGUUACUCGCCACGAAUGAGGCUCGGGGGUCCCCGGUGCCCUGGGCAGCCCCCGCACAGCAGGGCUCAGGUUCCCGCACAACCGCACACGUGGGCACGCAGCACACGCCCGGGAACUGCGAGCACUUGGGACCUCUGGGGGGCAGGGAGCACUGCGGGCUUCGGUUUUCCCAUCGGGGAAAUGGGACCCCGGAGGGGCUGGGCAUGGGGGUCAGGCCACUAGUGACCACGCCCCUGGUCGGUAAACGCGCAGCCCGAGAGGGUCUCUAUUACAGACGAGAAGGAAUCGACACUAAUAAAGCGGAAUGUGCUACCCUGCGUCUCGAACUGGCCUUCCCGGGCCUCGGGCUGACCCCUGCGGCCGCCGCAAGGACCAGGUGCCCGGCAUCCGGGGAGAACUACAAUUCCCAGGAUGCCUCGCGCCGUCAGCGCCGCGCCAGCCGGGGGCCAAUGGGAGGGGCGAGGCGGAGCCUCGGCGCAAGUGGCGUGGUGACGUGCCGACGGCGACGUCGGGGUUUGUGUGCGCGAGAGGCCACCGAUAAAGGUUGGGUGCCUCGCGCCGGGGGCCGUUGGGAGGGAGCGCGCCCCGCCCCCCUCCCCGGCCCCCACUCCUGCCCCGCUGCUGCCGGGGCCCCGCCUUCCCGUCGGCCCCCGCGGGACGGCCCUGGGUCUCCCCGGCUCGUUACCCCGGUCGGGGCCGCAGGUGUGAUGGUCGGCUCCCACGCGGACAUGGCGCCGGCCGCGACCGCCGAGGGCACCGCGGAGAAGCCGGGCCCCGCAGCCCCCGCGCCGGCGGCCCAGUACGAGUGCGGGGAGUGCGGCAAGUCGUUCCGGUGGUCGUCGCGGCUCUUGCACCACCAGCGCACGCACACGGGCGAGCGGCCCUACAAGUGCCCCGACUGCCCCAAGGCCUUCAAGGGCUCGUCUGCGCUGCUGUACCACCAGCGGGGCCACACCGGGGAGCGGCCCUACCAGUGCCCCGACUGCCCCAAGGCCUUCAAGCGCUCGUCGCUGCUGCAGAUCCACCGCAGCGUGCACACGGGCCUGCGGGCCUUCACCUGCGGCCAGUGCGGCCUGGCCUUCAAGUGGUCCUCGCACUACCAGUACCACCUGCGGCAGCACUCGGGCGAGCGGCCCUACCCCUGCCCCGACUGCCCCAAGGCCUUCAAGAACUCGUCCAGCCUGCGGCGCCACCGGCACGUGCACACUGGCGAGCGGCCCCACGCCUGCGGCGUGUGCGGCAAGAGCUUCACGCAGAGCACCAACCUGCGGCAGCACCAGCGCGUGCACACGGGCGAGCGGCCCUUCCGCUGCCCGCUCUGCCCCAAGACCUUCACGCACUCGUCCAACCUGCUGCUGCACCAGCGCACCCAUGUCCAUGUCCUCCCCCACCUCCAGGCCACGCUCUCCCUCGAGGUGGCAGGGGGCCCGGCCCAGGCCCCGCCCCCAGGCCCGGCAGCCCCCAACUCCCAGACGUUCCUCCUGGUGCAGACCGCCCAAGGCCUGCAGCUCAUCCCCAGCAGCGUGCAGCCCCCUACGCCCCCGCCCCCACCCGCACCCCCCAAGCUUAUCCUGCUGCCUUCCUCCAGUACUGGUUGUGGGGGCAGCCGCGCAAGACAGGGCCCCCGGGCAGUGGGGAAAGCUGGACCGGGGACUGGAGUAGUCUGGCUGCCCGGCCCUGGGGGGCUGGGGGUACAGGGAGGGGGCAACGCCGGGGCCAGCGGGGGAGGGCAGAGCCUCAUCGUUCUGCAGAAUGUCGGGGCUGGGGAGGCAGGGCCACAGGAAAUGAGUGGGGUCCAGCUGCAGCCCCUCCGGCCAGGCCCGGAAGUGACCACUGUCCAGCUCCAGCCGGCACAGGAAGUGACCACGGUCCAGCUCCAGCCGGCACAGGAGGUGACCACGGUCCAGCUCCAGCCAGCCCAGGAAGUGACCACGGUCCAGCUCCAGCCUGUGGCGGGCCAGCUGUCCAAUCCUAGUGCGGGAGCGGUGACCACUGAGGCCCCCAAUCUGCUGGUGGUUCAGAGUGGAGCAGCAGAGGAACUGCUGGCGGGCCCCAGCCCCGGGGAGCCGGGUGACGGUGAGGCCAGCGCUGGCGUGGUCCAGGACGUGCUCUUUGAGACGCUGCAGACCGAUGAGGGAUUGCAGAGCGUCCUGGUGCUGAGCGGGGCCGAUGGGGAGCAGACUCAGCUGUGUGUGCAGGAGGUAGAGACCCUCCCCCCGGGGCUGGCUGAGCCGCCUGCCCCCGGCCCCCCGGGACAGAAACUGCUUAUCAUCCGCAGCGCUCCGACCACCGAGCUGCUGGAGAACAGCAGCAUUGGGGGAGGCGCCGCCACGCUGCAGCUGCUGGCCCCACCGCCACCUGGCCCAGCCUCUAUCCCCGCGGGCAUCCCUGCGGCGCCCACUUCCCAGAUGGUACAAGUGGUCCCCGCAGGAGCUGUGCCUGGGGGCAUGACCCCACAGGGCCUGCCCUCCAUCCAGAUUGUCCAGACUCUGCCCGCAGUCCAGCUGGUGCACACGUUUUGAGUAGAACCACUGGUACCUCUUCCCGCCCCACACGGAGACCCCGACUUUCUGUCUGCCUGGGUUGGGUUGUGGGCAGGGGUGCUGCAGGCCGGGCUUGCUAAUAAAGACCAGAACCUCC
Molecule: messenger RNA, 2713 nt
Organism: Ceratotherium simum simum (southern white rhinoceros)
Lineage: Eukaryota; Metazoa; Chordata; Mammalia; Perissodactyla; Rhinocerotidae
Source: RefSeq, a predicted model, not a curated record